Messenger RNA from Gadus morhua (Atlantic cod), 5120 nucleotides. RefSeq names its product collagen, type IV, alpha 4 (gene col4a4). The transcript is spliced from 44 exons. The record is from RefSeq and is a predicted model, not a curated record. Bases 1 to 5067 code for a protein of 1688 amino acids. Gene Ontology annotation, molecular function: extracellular matrix structural constituent. Gene Ontology annotation, cellular component: collagen trimer. NCBI's taxonomy places the organism in Eukaryota, Metazoa, Chordata, Actinopteri, Gadiformes, Gadidae.
AUGCGUCAGGCCCCCUUCCUGUUCAGACAGCUUUCCAGCAACCCUGAUCCAGCUGAAACAGGUAUCCCAGGCCCUCUGGGGGUCCCGGGUCCCCUGGGGCCUGUGGGGUUUCCCGGGCCCCAGGGGCCCCCGGGAGAGAAGGGCCAGCGAGGGGACGAGGCCCUGCCCAGCCCAGCAGGCCUUAAGGGAGACGUGGGUCAUCCUGGUGCAGCUGGCGGGCCAGGGGUUCCAGGGGUUGAUGGGUGUAACGGGACUCGAGGAGAGAGAGGUCUCCCUGGGCCAGAAGGCGGCUCCGGGCUCCAGGGGCUCCAGGGAUACCCUGGUCCAAAGGGAGCUCGAGGAGACCUAGCAGUUCAGGUCCUACAAUACCCUGGACUACCUGGAGAUCCUGGAUCAGAUGGCCCUAACGGCCGUGCUGGUGAGCAGGGGUACCAAGGCUUCCCUGGCCGUUCAGGGCCCAAUGGACCAGACGGACAAGAUGGUCUGCCGGGACUUCCUGGGUUCAGAGGUCUGCCAGGAGAAAAGGGGAGGUCAUUGCCUGGGCAACAAGGAGAGGAGGGGAACCAGGGCCCCCAGGGUCCUCCGGGGCCCUUUGAGAUCGUUGAGCCUCCCUGGGAGCGCUACAUCAAGGGCAGCAAGGGCGUAGACUCUGAGCCGGAGGAGAAGGGGGAGAUGGGAUCUGUUGGGUUCCCAGGACUAAGGGGUAUCACAGGAAUCCCGGGACUUCCUGGGCUUCAAGGAUGGAAGGGGAUUGUGGGUAGUCCUGGUCUCCCUGGGUUGAUUGGGACUGACGGUUCUAAGGGAUUUAUCGGUGACAUGGGAUUUAAGGGCGCUACAACAUACAUAGAAGUCAACCACACGGGGAACGUGGGAGACCCAGGGGCCCUGGGCCAGCGGGGGCCCACGGGAGAGAGGGGGUUCAUGGGGAUGCACGGCCCUCGAGGUGCAGCCGGGGAAUCAGUAGCCGGGCCUGCUGGGACUCCCGGUGCGGCAGGACCUCCAGGAACCUGGGGGGAUAAAGGCGAGCCAGGGAAACUGUUAUCCAGCCAUCCCAUUCCAGGCGAACCUGGAAAGAAGGGUCCCGAGGGGCCAGAAGGCCCCAAGGGCCUGGAAGGAGCGCCAGGGCGUUACUGUCUACCUGGGCCUCCAGGGGAGACCGGAGAGCAAGGUCAACAGGGACCUCCAGGGGGGAGGGGCUUCCCGGGGAUUAAAGGUCAUGAUGGAGACUGUUCCUGUGGUCCUCCCACUGAGGUCAAAGGAUUGCCAGGUGCAGCAGGAGUGGCUGGGUUGCCAGGGUUACCCGGAUCCCAAGGGCCUCAAGGACCAAGAGGAGACCCUGGUUACCACGGAGACGAGGGUGGAGUGGGUUUCGAGGGACUCUGGGGGUUCCCAGGGGUCAGAGGGGUCAAAGGUCAGAAAGGAGUGCUCUACCUGAUGGACAUAAAAGGCCAGAAGGGGGUGCAAGGAAGCUUGGGGAGCCCCGGUCAGCCCGGCUUCAUGGGGAGGAGAGGGGAAGAUGGGCCCCCAGGGGCCCCGGGAGACACCGGCCCUGAGGGCGAUGUUGUAGCUGGCCCUCCAGGGGAGAGGGGCGACCCGGGCCUUCAGGGAGCCAGGGGCCUCCCAGGGGGGCUGGGGCCCGCCGGCCAGGACGUCCUCGGAGCCAUGGGGCGACGCGGGGCCCAUGGAGAAGUGGGACCCCCGGGACCCAGGGGCCAGCCGGGCCCCGCGGGGGUCAGGGGUAAGAAACACACGCAUACCUUCUAUGGAGGGAGGAUGUACACGGGUCAUGCUGCCGUGUGUACCCAGUCACCCCGGGCCCCCAGGGGAGAAGGGAGAGACCGGAGACUCAGGGGCGUCUUGUCCGCAGGGGUUUGGGGGAUCCCGGGGCCUCCAGGACCCAGGGGCCACAUGGGGCCUGACGGGCUGAGAGGAGACCCAGGGGACGCGGGCCUCCGAGGACUCCAAGGACCGCAAGGAGUGUCUGGGUGUGUUGGAGAUUCUGGCCAUGAAGGAUCUGAGGGAAUCACUUAUGAAGGAACGCCAGGUGUUCCAGGUGUUCCAGGUGUCCCAGGGCUGCAGGGACCCAGCGGAGAUCCUGUCUUGGGCCCCCCGGGACCGCUGGGAUUCCCAGGACAAUCAGGCCCCCAGGGACCCAAGGGAGUGCCUGGUCCACCUGGUACCCCCGGGCUAACAGGAAUUGAGGGGCCCGCCGGAGAGUCUGGUUUCCGGGGCUCAAGAGGAGAGGACGGGGCCCCAGGAACAGUGGGGCCCCCUGGCCCUCCGGCUGAAGCGUGCAGCUCAGGAGCGAGAGGGCAGCAGGGCCUGCGUGGCCCCCCUGGACCCAGCGGACCCCCAGGCUUCAUGGGGGAAAAGGGAAAAGUUGGGGCGGAAGGAAGGCCAGGCAUUGGCCCCCAGGGGCCAAAGGGUAAGCCGGGUUCCCCGGGCUUUCAGGGAUACCGGGGACCAGUGGGCGCUUCAGGCCCCCCCGGUGAGCAUGGGGAGGCAGGAGGCACCGGACCGAGAGGUACGGCGGGCCCCCCAGGGGGAGACGGGGCUCCGGGUAUGCAGGGGCGCGCUGGGCUUCUUGGGGUCCCGGGCCUCAGAGGUGGGACGGGAGACGACGGCGCUCUGGGCAUCCCUGGCACGGACGGGCUGAAAGGAGAAAAAGGAGGUCGUGGGGCCCCGGGGCCAGAGGGAGCAGUGGUCGCUGUCCCGAUUAGAGGGGAGUAUGGCCCUACAGGGGCCCCUGGGCUGGCUGGCUUCACAGGACAACGAGGGAUCAAGGGCCUCCAGGGAAACAGGGGCCUACCCGGGUAUCCAGGCUUUGAUGGGCCCCCAGGAGUAGAGAAAGGCAUCAGAGGGCCUCCAGGGGCCCCUGGGAGACAGGGGCCACCAGGAACCCCUGGCUCUCCAGGACGCAUGGGCUUCAUUGGUUUCCCUGGAGAAGCUGGUGAUCUGGGAGAGCCUGGGUGUACGGGGCCUAGUGGGGUCCCCGGCUUCCCUGGCCACCCCGGUGCUAAAGGUGAGACAGGAGAGUCCGUCAGCACCCCCGGACCCCCUGGCGACCAGGGGCCGAUGGGAGCCAUGGGCCAAUCAGGCCACCCUGGAGGACAGGGAGACCCUGGAGAGACAGGUGAACCAGGGCCCCCAGGAGGCCCGGGCUCUACCGGAGGACCGGGUCACCAGGGGCCGGUCGGUCCAGCGGGUAAACCACAUCUAGUAGACACAGCUCUCUGUCCCUCUGUCUAUCUACCUGUCUAUCUUUCUAUGCCUUUCUACCUACCUGUCGACCUACCUGUCGACCUGUCUGUGUACAUAUCUACCUGUCUGUCUAACUGUCUACUUACCGAUCUACCUGUCUGUCGUGUACCUGGUCCCCAGGGUCCCAGUGGGGGUCCUGGGUGUGAAGGGUUUCCUGGGGAGGACGGUCGCCCGGGAGAGAAAGGAGACGACGGAGAGACAGGACUACAAGGUCCUCCUGGUCCGCUCGGUCUUCACGGAUUGGACGGACUGAAGGGAGUGAAGGGAGACCCUGGAGCUAGAGGUCCAGCCUUGCCUGGGGUCCCGGGUUCUCCAGGCCUUCCAGGUGAUAAGGGACCCAGAGGCAGUCCGGGCGCCUGGGGGCCCUCUCAGCCUGGACGCCCCGGGCCCCGGGGCCAGACUGGCCUCACAGGACCCCCAGGUCUUUGUGGAGCUGCAGGUGUACCAGGAGCAGCCUGUGACAAGCCGAUUGCUGGUUGCUAUGGAGAUACAGGAUACCCAGGACCUGACGGAGACCAAGGUCUACCUGGGGAAGCAGGCCUGCCUGGCUCCAUCCUGAUGGUUGCCGGGGACGACGGGGCGGCGGGGGAGGCCGGCCCCCCAGGGCUGAAGGGAGAGACAGGGAUGGCAGGCGCUGACGGACCUGCGGGGGCUGUAGGCCUACCAGGGGUCAAAGGGGGGCCUGGGGCCCCCGGUGCCAUGGGGCUCCCCGGACAUCAGGGCUCUCGAGGGAACUGUGGGCCCCCAGGGGCCGCUGGAGACGCUGGGCCCCCGGGCUCCACAGGUCCCAAAGGGGAGCGAGGCAGAGUGAUCCCUCCUCCCCAAGUCUUCCCGCCCAGGGGUCCCGCAGGUCACCCGGGGGUCCCGGGCCAGACAGGUUCUCCUGGCCCCCCCGGAACCACAGGCCUCAAGGGGCCCCGAGGACCGAAAGGGAAUCCAGGAGCCGCCGGGGGCGCAGGAAGAGCCGGGGCCCGGGGCCUGGAUGGGCCCCUGGGGGAGGGAGGAGCCCAGGGGGAGAGAGGAGUGGUGGGAGCUCAGGGUGAGGAGACCUGGGCUCUGUUUAAUGAUGGUCAAACUGGUCCAGCAGGUAACCCUGGUAACCCUGGACCUAUCACAGCCUUCAGAGCUGGCUUCCUGUUGGUGAUGCACAGCCAAUCAGAAGCCAUCCCCUCGUGUCCUGACGACAUGGCAGCUCUGUGGGUGGGGUUCAGUCUGCUGUACUUGGAGGGCCAGGAGAAAGCUCACGCUCAGGACCUGGGUCAGGCGGGCUCGUGUGUGCGUCUCUUCUCCACCAUGCCCUUCUCCUACUGCAACAUGGGCUCCUGUCACUACGCCAGCCGCAACGACAAGUCCUACUGGCUGUCCACCACCGCCGCCGUGCCCAGCAUGCCCUUUGAGGGCAGUGACAUCAGAGCGCACAUCAGCCGCUGUGUGGUGUGUGAGGCGGCGUCGCCCGCGGUUACCGUGCACAGCCAAGACCCCGCCCCCCCAAAGUGCCCUCCGCACUGGAGGAACCUCUGGGUGGGGUACUCCUUCCUCAUGCACACGGGGGCGGGGGACGAGGGCGGCGGCCAGUCCCUGACCUCCUCAGGAAGCUGCCUCCAGGACUUCCGGGCCCAGCCCUACGUGGAGUGCCAGGGCCCCCGAGGGACCUGCCACUACUUCACUAACAUCUACAGCUUCUGGCUGACCAGCACGGCCCCGCGGGCCUCCUCCCCGCCCGCGCAGACGGAGCCGAUGGUGCUGCUGCAGCCCUGGCAGCAGAGAGCCACCGCAGGCCGCUGCAGCGUCUGCAUGAAAGACUGACCCCCGGGUCCUCCUCCACCUCCACCUCUGACCUCCUCCUCCUCUGACCUCCA